Molecule: messenger RNA, 4958 nt
Organism: Labrus mixtus (cuckoo wrasse)
Lineage: Eukaryota; Metazoa; Chordata; Actinopteri; Labriformes; Labridae
Product: phosphofurin acidic cluster sorting protein 2-like
Exons: 9
Coding region: 490-1122 (210 amino acids)
Biological process (GO): protein localization to plasma membrane
Molecular function (GO): transmembrane transporter binding
Source: RefSeq, a predicted model, not a curated record
UGUCUCUGUGUGUGUGUGUGUGUGUGUGUGUGUGUGUGUGUGUGUGUGUGUGUCUCUGUGUGUGUGUGUGUGUGUGUGUGUGUGUGUGUGUGUGUGUCUCUGUGUGUGUGUGUGUGUGUGUGUCUCUGUGUGUGUGUGUGUGUCUCUGUGUGUGUGUGUGUGUGUGUGUGUGUGUGUGUGUCUCUGUGUGUGUGUGUGUCUCUGUGUGUGUGUGUGUGUGUGUGUGUAGUCCAGGAGAGUCCUGACGUGGUGUCCCGGGUCACUCAGUACAUGAUGGGUGCUAACGGAGCUCACCAGCUGCCGAUUGCUGAGGCCAUGCUGACCUACAAACAGAAGAGGAAAAAGAGCUUUCAUUUUGAUUUUGCAGUCAGUUACUAACAGUAGACUGCAGGACUUCUUCACCUCCUGGUUUGAAUCUGAACUCUCUCUCUGCUGCCGCUCCACAGCCCCGAUGAGGACUCGUGUCAGAAGUUCAUCCCGUUCAUCGGGAUGGUGAAAGUCGGUAUUGUGGAGCAAACAUCUGCAACGUCAGGAGACUCUGAUGAUGCUGCACCUCUGGGCUCCUCGCUGCUCUCCUCCACGCCGCCUCAAGUCUCACCUGCACUCAAAGAGGCGUCGCCCACCCCCCCCUCCUCUCCCUCCGUCAACACCAGCUUCUGUGCUUACAGUUCUGCAGGUCAGGCGGAGCUGAUGGGGCUGCAGGUGGACUACUGGGCGGCUCCCACAGAGAGGAAGAAAGACUUUGAGAAACGAGACUCCUCCUCCAAAAACACUCUCAAGUGCAAUUUCCGCUCGCUGCAGGUCAGCCGGCUGCCACUAGGGGGCGCAGAGGCGAGCUCCCUGCCCACCAUGUCCAUGACUGUGGUGACCAAGGAGAAGAAUAAGAAGGUCAUGUUCCUGCCAAAAAAGAGCAAAGACAAGGAGGUGGAAUCUAAGAGUCAGGUGAUCGAGGGCAUCAGCCGGCUCAUCUGCACUGCCAAGCACCAGCAGACCAUGCUGAGAGUUCUGAUCGACGGCGUCGAGUGGAACGACGUCAAGUUUUUCCAGCUGGCGGCUCAGUGGUCCUCCCACGUCAAACACUUCCCCAUCGGGAUCUUUGGACACUCCAAAGGGCCGUACUAACAGACUGAGUCACUGAGGACAGCGCCCCCCAACAGCUUUUCACCCCGCGCUGCACACUUCCUCCAUUCGGCCGUCUUAAUUUAUCUCCUGCGUCGUCGCAUCCGUCCGAUUAUUUAACCGUUUGCGUGUUUUUUAAUUUUCUAUUUAUGUCAAAACGUCUCGAGGUGAGAACAUUUCUUCACUCAGCUUUUUAUCCUGCUGAUGUUUUAUAGACUUUUAAAAAAAAAAACAACAUGAAUUAUAUAAUAAUUAGAAAUUACCUCUAACCUUUAACAUCCUGUACAAGCGGCCAUCUUUUUAUUUAAAUUUAACGAGGCACAGCACAUUUAAUCAAGAAUAUAUAUCAGAUAAGAGCAGCUGCCUCGUGACCACGAGACAACAAGGAUGCUCGUUUUUAAACCCUGAAGAAGACAUUUUGGAUUCUCUGCUACAGAGACGGUUGAUGAUGAUGAUGAUGAUGAUGAUGAUGAUGAAGGUGUAAACCCUGAAGAAGAGAGACAGACCGUGGACUCUUUGAGAAGUCUCUUGUGCAAUAGACUGAAUACUGUGUGAAUGAUGAUUCUGAAUAUUCACCUGGCACUGAUUUUCACCCCUCUCUUCCUAAUUUUUCUCCUCCUGGUAAAGUGGCUUCAGGGCGAAGAGUUUUCCUCCUCAGUUUGUCGUUUAAAGGUCUCAUGAUGCUGAAUCCUCUUCUCCAUUUUCCUCUAACUCUAACAUGUGUCUCUAGUCCAUCUACAAACCCCCCAAUGAUGAGAAAAGUCCAUCCUCUCCGUCUUCUGCCUGCUCCACUUUUCAGAAAAUGUGUGCUCAAACAGGCCGUUUGGAGAUUUUCCCUUCAUGACAUCACAAAGGGCAGUAGCCCCUCCCCCAGGUGGGUGACUCCUCCCACAGCUAGGUGUUUGUUCUGCCCUCUGAGUCUGCCUUCUCACCGUAAAUAAUAGGACAUGGAGCGAGAAAGACAGAGUACACCCGAGCCCUUCCAGAGAGGGGGCGUGGUCAGACACAGCUAAUUUACAUAUUUAAAGGUACAGACACAGAAACAGCCUGUUCUGAGCAGGGCUGAAAUAGAGGGGUUUAUAGACAUGAUCAAAUACAGGAUCAGAGUGGAUUUAGAACAAGAAACUUCACAGUUCAUGUUUUGAGGAGCUCUGACACUUAUUUACACUGAAGAAGAAGAAGAGGAUAUGUGACCUUUAAUGCAAACCUAAAGUCAAAAACACCUGCUUAGCAUAAAUUUAACAAAUGUCUCGACUGCAAUACAGACUUCAAUCAAUACUACCUUUAAAAAAUACUUGUUGUUUUUCUACAGAGUUUUUGAGAAGAUCAGUACAACCCUAAACUCUGCACUGUACAUUCAAACUUGCAGCUAGAAGCUGUUGGGUAGCUUAGCUUAGCAUAGUGACUGAAAACAUGUUAACAGCUCGCCUUGCUCUGUCCAAAGAAAACUGAACCCACUUUAAGCACCUCUUUAGUCUGGAAGGUUUUAUAUUAAAUUGUGUUCUUUAUGAAGCUCUCGGCCUUAAAGUGAACUUCAGUUAGCAUCCUGUUGCUAACGCUCUCACUCUGUCGACUUGACAACUCUGAAAAAAUGAUUUCACAAUAGUAAGAGACCUCUGCCUUAUUAUAAAGGAUUACAGCAACUCAUACCUCCAAAAAGUGAUCAUCAUGUGCUGCUGCUACCUGCUCCGUCUCGAGGUCUGAUUCACAAAGCAGUUAGCUCUGAUUAGAUUGAAGCUCACAAGAAGUGAUAGUGCUCUAGCUUUGUGUCUGAAUGUGGAGCUAAGCUAGCUGCGGCUAGUCACGCAGAGGUGGAAGUGUUUUCCUGACCUCUUACAGCGCAGUUACCACCAACUCUCAGCGGACACUCUUUUUGUCACGCUAACUGUGUGUGGCUGUUAGCACCACUGUGUGUUUUGUAAAUUAGACGGUCUCUUUUUGACAAAGCUGCACAAUCGUCUUGUGAAUCAGGCCCUGAUGGUUUGUCAUGAUACAUUAAGUUUCAUGGAUCAUGCUAGCAAAUGCACAGUUUAGUAAGCUAGCAUGCUAACUGAAACACUUGGGUAGUAUUUAGCUGAAUGAAGCCCUAACAAAAACCUUCGGACAGAGCAAAGCUAACUGUUUCCCUCUUUGUUUAGUCUUUGAACUAAGCUUAGUUAAGCUAAGCUAACAUCCUCUGUUGCAGAGGGCUAGUUCAAAUGUAACUAAACCAGUAUACCAGCGACUCUUAAGAUCAUUAAUUAACACAGAAUAAAUGUGUCACUGUUUAAGCCAUCUCUGGUUUUAUGCUAAGCUAAGCUAAUUCACUGAACUGACUUCGCUGCAGUAGGGGUUCUAUGUAUUAACAUAUAAGCUUUUUAAUGUUUUUUUUUCCUACAACAUUUGAGUAAACUCUUCCUCCUCCAGCCUCACACUCCUCUGACACUCCGACUCAAACGUUACUUUAGCCAAAGGAAAAGUGCUCACCUGCAGCGGCUCACUCGUUACCUGUGUGGUAUUAUAGAAGACUUUGUGAUGUAGAGGUGAAUGUAUUGAAGGUACCUUAAUGUAAAGCACUUUUUAAAUGUUUGUCCAUUAUAGACGAGUGUGUCAUAAACCCACCUGAGAACCUGCAGGUAUAUAAACAUGGUUCACAGAGGCACACAGACAGACUCUGGAUGUGUUUUUCUACCUGAGCUCAAUAAGAACAGCACAAUAACAACAACAAGACAUCCUCUGUGUGCUCCGUUAUCUCUCUUAUCGCUCAGCAGGACGCCUCUUUGGACUGCUCAGAUUAUUAUUAUUUUGUAUUCUGUGAGGUUAGCUCAGAUUGUGUUUGUGAUGUUAAACAUUUUCCAUGUUGCUCGAUCUUUUCUUUCACUGUUUAGCAUCAAACUAAAAAGUAUUUUGCUUGUAACAUUUCUUUCAGUAGCAUCAUAACUUCUGCCAAUUUAUUGAUAAGUGCCUAAAUUGCUUAACUUUGACAAAUCAACAUAAAUAAUAAUAUGAAUAAGAUCCCUGCCUGCCAUGGUGCUGAUUCUGGUUCCACUAAAUAUCUCAUAACAGAGCGCUGAUUUUCUCACGCAGUCAGGCUCCGAUCUUGUGCGAAGUAGUUGUCAAAUUUCUUGUCAAUAAAAGAACUCGACCGAUUAAUCAGCCAGCCGAUAAUAUCGGCCGAUAUCAGCAUAUCCAGUGCCUAUCGGUAUCGGCUAACUUUAUCUCUGAUAUGCACCGAUAUUAAUAGAUUUAUUCAGCACUCAAACAGCAUUUCAUUUGAGUUUCAUUGUGUUGCACUAGCAGUUCUCUUUCACCACCAUAUCGGUGUAUAUAUCGGUAUCAGAUGUUUUUCUGUCCCUAAUAUCAGUAUCGGCCUCUAAAAUCCUGUAUCGGUCAAACAACGAUGUCUCAUUGCACUUCUUAUAAGACGCCUGACAAGUCGAGAUUAACAUCUUAUUUAAAUAUAUAAAAGGGUAAAGAUAAAGCCUGAACUGCUUAAAGUAACAAGCCAAAAAAAAAAAUCUGCCAACUAGAGAAUCAAGACAGACUUGUGUAAUGAGACGUACUCUCCACUUUCGAUCAUUUUGACUAGAAAUCAGACGAAUGCACUUUUAAGGAUUUGGGUUUCUGCAGUGUGUUUAUUACAGGGAGGGAUGAAAACAUUCUGGUUUUAAAGUAAAGGUCUGAAUCAUUAAAAUAUCAGUAAAGCCGGUUUGUUUGGAGCGUUUCUUUGUGUCCAUGUGUAGAAAAUGUGUUUUUUGUUUUGGUGUUUUCUCAGAGAAAGGCCUGUUGAACUGAACGUUCCCUAAAGACUACCACUGUAACCCCAAAACUUGGAGUAAUAAAACUACUAUACAUACUAA